UGAUUAUAUCAUAGUUGUAAAGGGAAGGAGGGACUAACCCAAUGACACUGCACCCUGCGGUCUGUAUGCCAUGUCUUAUACGAAUCAGUGUUAAUAAGAGAGACGUGGAACCAUCACUAAAAAGCACAUGUACGGACCGCACAAGAAUCAUCUAGACUACAGUUGCAUGAAUGCAUCGUAGGGAAAACUAGGAACGCAGUUCGAAUAAGGAUAAAAGAAGAGAAAGUACACAUUCGAUUAUGUUCGUUAAUGUGUUAUAUUAAUUUGAAGGCUGAGGGAUGUUGAGUGUUGAGGAAAGAGAAAUAAAAAAAAAUAGUGAAAAAGAGUAAAGGGAGUAAUUAAGUAGAGAAGAAGAAAGAAAGCGAGCUGAUGAUUCCGUUGACCGGAAAACGGUCAGACAUCGUCACGAAGAAUUUGUAAUCGCGGGCUAAGUAUCGUAUCUUUGGUGAUUCUAAGCCUACGAACACGUGGGGUGCACGCACGAGGUGUACCAGGAAAUUGACGAAAGUAUGUUUUAACGACGCGAGAGGAUAUCAUGCGGCCACUGGAUCACGAAAGAGGAUGGAGAACGCUGCGAUCCAUGUGGAUCAUGCUCCUCGCGCGUUCGCUAUUUUUGCUGGUGCUCAUCGCAUCCGAUUUGCAGCGAAAUGCAGCGGAUGCUGCGUUGCAGGAUACAGCGAAGAACGUGACUGAUCUAAUUGAAGCCAUAGGGAUGCAAAAGCCACUUUUCGGAGUGCAAAAAACGGAAAGUCGUUGUAGAGAUGAUACGAUCGCAUACGAUAUUAUGGAGGCUGCAAUCCUGAUGACUUCUACCAAUACAUUAUUUCCAACUGGCAUACCACAGGAUUUCUCUAUUUUGGUUGUUGCAAAACCAAAAGUUGAUGAAUCAACAUUCAAAAAUUAUUCCACAUCAGUGCUUUUCACUAUUUACGGUGAUAACGGCGAGGAACAAAUGAUUCUUUCGCUGGGUCGCGACAUUAAACUUUUCUAUAGCACAAAUCCGGACGAUAGAAAUAAAUCAAUUUCCUUUGGCGUCGAUGUUUCCGACGGGCGAUGGCAUCGAUUGGGAGUUAGCAUUAAGGGUGACGCCGUUACUAUUAUUCUUGAUUGCGAUAAACAGAUCACAAGAAGGCUGCGAAGGAAUUUAGAGAAAACAAUCGGCGGCAUCAUUAUGAUUGGACAGCAACUUAAGGGCGAUUUAUAUUUGGGAAGUCUCGAAAUGCUGAAGAUUGCUCUAAAUCCAGACGCUGCUUACGAAAUUUGUACGGUGUUUGCGCCAGACUGCAAACAUCAAUCAAGGGAUAGAUUAAAUUAUAAUUCAUCUUUCAAUGAAAAUAAUUACAAAGAGAAAAAGGUGGAUUCGGAUAAAGAAGAUAACGGGGAUUAUUUGUUUCAUGACAAGAGAAAUAUACUUAAAUUAACAGAGAAUUCCACAUCAUACGAAGUAGAAACGACGACGAUUUUGUACAACGCGGAAUUGUCUUAUCAGAAUUUCCUUUACGGAGAACCGACAAACAAUCCUUAUAAGGAAGGAUAUGAAAAUAUACGAGGUCCACCUGGACCUCGCGGAUUUCCCGGACCGCCAGGAGUGCCUGGUCCUCCAGGCGAAAAAGGCGAAGUUGGUCGUGAUGGAUUGGAUGGAUUACCAGGUGUAUCCGGUCCACCAGGUAACAUCUUCGUGAUACCGUCGUUGAAUCAACAAGGUAACGACAAGGGACCGGACUCUCAGGCGGAAAUGUUACGGCAGAUGAUAUCGCAGCACAUGCUUGCGAUGAGAGGUGUGGAAGGUCCAAUGGGCCUUACGGGCGUUCCGGGUCCAGAUGGACCGCCUGGGUCUCAGGGUCAGAAAGGAGAACCCGGAGAAAUUGGCGAACCUGGACUUAGAGGAGACCGAGGAAGUCCCGGAAAUCCUGGCAGGGAGGGUAGAAGAGGUCGUCCCGGUAGAGAUGGCGAACGCGGUCUCAGUGGACCGCCGGGGAUGAAAGGCGAGCAAGGACCAAUAGGAUUACCAGGUCUGCCGGGUGAUAAAGGUGAACGAGGUCCCUCGGGCGCACCCGGAGAAUUAGGUUUGCCGGGCCACGAAGGGACGCAGGGUGAAGAUGGCCCUCCAGGUUUACCAGGUCUACCUGGUGAAUUGGGCCCGAGAGGAUUUAUUGGACCAAGAGGUUUUCCUGGAUUACCGGGUAAUCCCGGUAUUCCCGGCAGUGAAGGACCACCCGGUGUUAAAGGCAACGCUGGUCCACUCGGUCCACCUGGUGCACCGGGUCAACCAGGACCUGCAGGUUCAAUAGGACAACCUGGGCCUCAAGGACCACCAGGGCCAAUUGGUUUAGUUGGUCCACAAGGAAAACCCGGAAUUCCCGGCCUUCCGGGUGCUGACGGUUCUCCUGGACUUCCGGGCAAUCCUGGAACGCCAGGAAUGAAGGGCGAGCAAGGUCCACCGGGCUCACAGGGAUCAAUAGGAUUUCCGGGUGUUCGAGGUGUAAAGGGUGAUGAGGGGCAACGUGGUCCAUCGGGUGACCGCGGUGAAAAGGGUGAAAGAGGUAUGGAAGGCGAGAAGGGCGACCCUGGAGCGAAAGGAGAACCCGGAGUAACAGGACCGCAGGGAAUUCCUGGCCUCGAAGGUUUGGAAGGGCCGAAAGGUUUUGAAGGUCCUCGUGGUGAAACUGGACUUGCUGGCUUGCUUGGAGAAAAGGGAAAGAUGGGUAUACCAGGAUAUCCUGGCUAUCCUGGAAAUCCUGGAGAAAAAGGGGAUAAAGGGCAACUGGGAGUUCAAGGACCAAGCGGCGAUAAAGGAGAAAGAGGAAACAGUGGAUUACAAGGAGAACGUGGUGUACCAGGCCCACGGGGAUUCAGAGGAACACGUGGUAGAAGAGGUGCGGAAGGACUACCAGGACCAAAGGGCGACACUGGUCAACCAGGACCCGCUGGAUCAUCAGGCGAGGUAGGGCCUCCCGGUGUUGAAGGUCCACGUGGGUUCCCUGGACCAUCUGGUUUACCGGGUCUUGAUGGAAAAGAUGGUAUACCGGGUCCACCUGGUGAGCGUGGUCCAACUGGCGAAUCAGGGCCUCCCGGACCUUCAGGAAUUCCCGGUGUUAUCGGUCCUUCAGGACCACCUGGAGAAACUGGUCAACCAGGCGAAUCUGGACCACCUGGCAAUCCGGGAGCUCCGGGUGAGAUUGGUCUUCCGGGUGAACAAGGAAAGGAAGGCCCACCAGGUCCAGCCGGUUUGAUGGGACUUAAAGGAAUGCCAGGUCCUGGCGGAUUACCAGGAUUUCCAGGUGAAAGAGGUCUUAGCGGUCUACCGGGAUUGCCUGGCUUAAAAGGUGAGAUGGGACCUGUCGGACUGCAAGGACCGCCUGGUGAUAAGGGUGUUCAAGGUGAGCCCGGCAAAGAUGGACCACCAGGACCAGAAGGAAAGCAAGGGCACAAAGGAGAUAAGGGUAACCCUGGAAUCAGAGGCGAAAAAGGCGAUCCUGGACCAGCUGGAUCUGUAGGUCGCGAUGGUCUGCCAGGAUCACGGGGUGUACCCGGUCCACCCGGACCAGUUGGUUUCCCGGGCGAAGACGGCGAUAAAGGAAACAUAGGUCCACCAGGCGAAAAAGGUUUUAAAGGAUCUCAGGGAGACAUAGGUCCUCCGGGUCCGCCAGGUAUACAAGGACCACGUGGUGAAUUUGGUGCAGCAGGUCCUCCUGGAGAAAAAGGGCCACCAGGAGAGAUCGGACAACGUGGAUCGAAAGGCGAGGUCGGUCCUGUCGGAGCACCUGGAGCAGCUGGACCUGUAGGACCGAAUGGUUUACCAGGUCAACCCGGUGAUAAAGGCGAAGUCGGAGAUCCUGGAGUGAUUGGUCCUAUAGGACCACCAGGAAUUCCGGGAGAACGAGGUCCGAGAGGAUCAAAGGGCAUUAAAGGUGCAGAAGGUCCGCCGGGUCCAGAGGGUCGUCAAGGCGAAAAAGGAGAUAGUGGAACACCAGGACCUCUCGGAAAGCCAGGAGUAGAAGGCAUACAAGGAGAAAGAGGUCCACCUGGAACAAAAGGAGAGGAAGGUAAAAUGGGACUUCUUGGACUUCCUGGAUUACGAGGAUUAACUGGUCCCGAGGGACCAAAAGGUGAUGCUGGAUUACCCGGCCUUCCUGGUCCACCCGGAGAACCUGGUCUCAUUGGUGCAAAAGGCGAACUUGGAAAGGAAGGUGAGGAAGGACGAGCAGGCGAUCCUGGUGUACCAGGUGAAGCUGGACUACCUGGCAAGGAAGGAUUACCGGGUCCACCUGGAAAACCGGGUUUGGAAGGGCCGGCGGGUCAGCAAGGUAAUACAGGUUUGCCAGGAGAGAAAGGAGAUAUCGGUCUCCCUGGACCGCCAGGUCUUGGAGGACCAAUCGGACCUCAGGGUCCUCCCGGUUUGCCUGGCUUGCCAGGAGAAAGAGGUUUCCCAGGCGCGGCCGGAGAAAACGGUCUCAUAGGCAUACCGGGAGCUGUUGGCGCUCCUGGAAUUAUCGGACCAAUUGGUACAAAAGGCCAGAAAGGUGACAAAGGUCGCAGAAGCAUUAAGGGACAUCGAGGUGAACCGGGACUCGUUGGAAUUAAAGGCGAACAGGGAAAGCGGGGAGAGAAAGGUGAUCGUGGACUGCCUGGAACGGAAGGGCCCAAAGGAAAUCUUGGACGUCCAGGCAAUGUUGGACUCAGAGGAGAACAAGGAUUUAUUGGACUACCUGGACCGCCGGGGCCGUCCGGACCAAAAGGAAAUGCCGGGAAUGACGGGAUGCGAGGUGAACCAGGGCCAUCGGGUCCACCAGGCCCACCAGGACCGCCUGGCAUGUCAGUGGGACAGUUCGAUUUCGACGGGAUAAUACCGCCGAUGAUAUUCCGUGAUCAAUCGGCCAGAAGAAAGCGUGACAGCGAAGAUGUCGAUGAAGAGGAUAUGAUAUUUGACAAGAAGCUCGCAGAUGUAAACAAGGCUUUUUCCAAUAUACAACACGAAUUGCGUCUAAUGCGUAAGCCAUUUGGUACCAGAGACAAUCCGGCGAGGACCUGCAAAGAUUUGUUUUAUGGGCAUCCCGAUUUUAAGGAUGGUUGGUACUGGAUCGAUCCAAACCUAGGUAUGCCUGAUGACGCUAUCAGCGUCUUUUGCAACAUCACAAACAUGGGAGAGACCUGCAUCUUUCCAGAUAUUCACAGUAGUCAUAUGCCGAACAUACCAUGGAGGAAAGAAGACAAUAAAACUGACUGGUACUCGCAUUUACGCGGAGGAUUCAGAAUAAGUUACGAGACGGUCGGAGUGGUGCAGAUGAACUUCUUGCGUUUGCUUAGUCAAGAAGCUUAUCAGAACUUUACAUACACGUGCACGAACAGCAUCGCCUGGUACGACAGCGAGAAUCGCAGUUAUAGUCUCUCGCUGCGAUUACGUGGCGAUAACGACGACGAAUUCUCAUACAACGGUAUCAGGCCUCAACUUAUCACGGACGAUUGCAAGAGUCGAAGUGGCAAGGAGGAAACCGUGUUCUUAAUUCGCACCAGGAAGUUGCAGCAGCUGCCGCUGGUUGAUUUUUAUCCGGUGGAUUACGGAUUGCCGCAACAAGCCUUCGGCUUCAAAGUUGGCCCGAUUUGCUUCAAAUAGGCGAGUAAACUUAUCAUACUAAUCUCUCGUGAUUGUUAAUUUUUGCAAGAUUAUAACACUAGUUUACAAAAAAAAAUAUUUUUUAAAUUCUUUUGAACUAGAUAAGAUAGUUUCUUAUAAAAUUUUAGAUGCUGAAAACAAUAGUUAAUUUUCUUCAGUAUGUAAGACUUCCGAAAUAAUUAAGUGUAAAAACUUUUUUUACAAUAUUUGAAAAUUUUUGUAAAAGAAAUUAUCUUGAAAUUAUUCUAAUAAAAAAUUAUUAGCACAUUGUUCAUUGCCUAAAAAGUUUAUUUUUAUUUUGAUAUCUUGUUGUCUAGCCACAUUGCUAAAAAUGUCAUAAAAUUUUAUGUAUUUUUGAGUUACAUAAGUACAUUAAAUUUAAUGUAUCUAGAGCUGAAAAAUAUGUGCAUGAAAUUUAGUGUACUUUUGACAUUAAGUGUUUUCAAUGUACCUGCUUGAAAUUUGUUUUUAUUAUAUUAUAUUAAAUUUUGCUACGUAAUAUUAUUUUUAACAGUGCAUGUUAUCAUCCCAAAAUCUGUAAGAAACAGAAACUGUUUGGUUCAAAUCAAUUUUUGGCUGUAAACUAGUGAUGAUACAUAAUUACGUUCACGAGAGAUGCAAUUUAAUGCAAAGUUCGAUUUACAUUUAAUUCAGAAAUUUAGAGAUUAUCUUGCGAUUUAUAGCAUUCUGAUUUUUUAUGUAACACGUUUUAAUAUAUUUUCUGUACAAUACAAACCGACGUUUUUAUAGACAUGAUAAUUUAUAUGAAUAAUACGUUUAAUAUGUGUAUAAAUAAAA
Molecule: messenger RNA, 6412 nt
Organism: Solenopsis invicta (red fire ant)
Lineage: Eukaryota; Metazoa; Arthropoda; Insecta; Hymenoptera; Formicidae
Product: collagen alpha-1(XI) chain
Exons: 18
Coding region: 536-5614 (1692 amino acids)
Molecular function (GO): extracellular matrix structural constituent
Source: RefSeq, a predicted model, not a curated record